UAGCAUGAGCUCCACAUAUCUAACUUUGCUUUUGGUCUGCUGUACAGUAACAGGGAGUUCUGGUAGUGUUCCAGAGAGUUCACAAGUUGAUGAAAGCACAAAUACUGCUGAUGAAGUCCAGGAUACGAAGAUAUUCCUUUUAUACAUCAUUGUUGGUUCUAUGAUUGGAUCUCUAAUUGGCUUUUUGAUGAAUUUCAUGAUUGGAUCUGUUAUUGGCUCCGGGGUUGGCUCACUGAUUAGUUCUUUAAUUGGAUACCUUCUUGGCUCCGAGAUAAGCUCAAUGCUUGAUUUCAUGAUUGGCUCCACAAUUGGAUCUGUGAUAGGAUCCGUAUUCAGCUCCAUUAUUGAUGUUUAUUAUGGAUCUAUGAUUGGUUCAAUGUUUGACUACAUGUUUGGAUCUACAAUUGGCUCCUUGAUUGGAUUGUUGAUUAGCUCCAUAACCGACUACAUGAUUGACUCCCUAAUCGGCUCCAUAUUUGGCUAUGUUGGAAGCGCCAUAAUAGGAUUCUUAAUCGGCUCUACGGCAGGCUACCUCAUCAUGUUCAUGGGGGAUAUUAUGGUCCGGUCGCUACUGCUGCCGAUCCUUACAACAAUUAUUGGUUUCAUCAUUGGAUUUUUCUUUUACGACAUCAUUAAUUGGAUCUACACCAUUCUCUUUAAAUAUGUAAAAUUAUUUAUCUUUUAAAUUAUAUAAAAUGCGUACGUCGAGUAAAACGAAGUUUAAUUAA
Messenger RNA from Eurytemora carolleeae, 728 nucleotides. RefSeq lists its product as uncharacterized. NCBI's taxonomy places the organism in Eukaryota, Metazoa, Arthropoda, Copepoda, Calanoida, Temoridae. The record is from RefSeq and is a predicted model, not a curated record. The transcript is spliced from 3 exons. Bases 5 to 685 code for a protein of 226 amino acids.